This is a messenger RNA of Cornus florida, 2086 nucleotides long. Its product is annotated as hsp70-Hsp90 organizing protein 3-like. The transcript is spliced from 7 exons. The coding region runs from base 88 to 1821 and encodes 577 amino acids. Gene Ontology annotation, molecular function: Hsp90 protein binding. Lineage: Eukaryota; Viridiplantae; Streptophyta; Magnoliopsida; Cornales; Cornaceae. The record is from RefSeq and is a predicted model, not a curated record.
ACAUUCCAGAAACAUGUCGUCGCCAAUGUGACCUAACACACUACUAUCUAGAGAGAGAAAGAGAGCUGAAUCACAGCGACAAUAGAUAUGGCGGACGCAGCAAAGGCCGAAGGCAACGCGGCCUUUGCCGCCGGAAACUUCUCAGAGGCCAUCCGCCACUUCACAGAGGCGAUCAACCUGUCCCCGACCAACCACGUCCUCUACUCCAAUCGAUCUGCCGCUUACGCCUCCCUCAAUCAGUAUGCCGACGCCUUGUCCGACGCCGAGAAGACCGUCGAGCUCAAGCCCGACUGGUCCAAGGCCUAUUCACGUCUCGGAGCUGCACACCUAGGUCUCCAUCACUAUGAAGAUGCCGUCUCGGCUUACAAGAAGGGUCUCGAAAUCGACCCCAACAAUGAAGCCCUCAAGUCCGGCCUCGCGGACGCCCAAUCCUCCGCCGCCAGAUCCCGAGGUCCGGCAUCUUCUUCUUCUCCUUUUGGCGAUGCCUUUUCGGGGCCGGAGAUGUGGACGAAACUCACUGCCGAUCCGACGACUAGGGCUUACCUGCAACAGCCUGAUUUCGUGAAAAUGAUGCAGGAGAUUCAGAGAAAUCCUAGCAAUUUGAAUCUUUAUUUGAAGGAUCAGAGGGUUAUGCAAGCGCUGAGUGUGUUGCUUAAUGUGAUGAUUCGGUCGCCGACAUCGGAGGAGAUGGAGGCUCAGGGUGAGCCGUCCUCGCCGCCGGAGGGGAAGAGACAGGCUGAGCCGGAGCCGGUGACGGGGAAGCCGAAGCAGCAGCCAGAGCCAAUGGAAAUAUCUGAGGAAGGGAGAGAAGCAAGAGAGAGUAAAGCGCAGGCGCAGAACGAGAAGGAGUUGGGAAAUGCCGCUUACAAGAAGAAGGACUUCGAGAAUGCGAUUCUGCACUAUACGAAGGCGAUUGAAUUGGACGACGGGGAUAUUUCUUUUCUCACAAACAGGGCAGCUGUGUACUUGGAGAUGGGGAAGUAUGAUGAAUGCAUCAAAGACUGUGACAAGGCUGUUGAAAGGGGAAGAGAGCUUAGGUCAGACUUUAAGAUGGUUGGAAGGGCCUUGACAAGGAAAGGAACUGCCUUGGUGAAGAUGGCAAAGUGCUCAAAGGACUAUGAUCCUGCUAUUGAGUGUUUUCAGAAAGCUCUUACGGAGCAUCGGAACCCAGACACAUUGAAGAGGCGCAAUGAUGCUGAGAAAGCAAAGAAAGACUUGGAGCAACAAGAGUAUUUCGAUCCAACAUUAGCUGACGAGGAGCGUGAGAAAGGUAAUCAGUGUUUCAAAGAGCAAAAUUAUCCAGAAGCUGUCAGGCACUACACAGAAUCCUUGAGGAGGAACCCCAAUGAUCCAAAGGCAUAUAGUAACAGGGCUGCUUGCUACACAAAACUGGGGGCGUUGCCCGAGGGACUGAAAGAUGCAGAGAAAUGCAUUGAGCUCGAUCCUACCUUUGCCAAGGGAUAUACUAGAAAAGGUGCCGUUCAGUUCUUCAUGAAAGAGUAUGAUAAAGCUUUGGAAACUUACCGGGAAGGAUUGAAACACGACCCUCACAACCAGGAAUUACUGGAUGGUGUAAGGAGAUCUGUAGAACAAAUUAACAAGGCAAGUCGUGGGGAUUUUAGCGCUGAUGAACUGAAGGAGAGACAGGCCAAGGCAAUGCAGGAUCCAGAAAUUCAGAACAUCCUCACAGAUCCUGUUAUGAGUCAGGUGUUGACAGACUUCCAAGAGAAUCCAAGCGCUGCACAGCAUCACAUGAAAAAUCCUCUUGUGAUGAACAAGAUCCAGAAGCUGGUUAGAGCAGGGAUUGUUCAAAUGAAAUGAAUAUGAGGGGGAAAAAAAAAAAAAAAGAAACACAGGAAGUUUGGAUCAGCAAAAGCAUCAGCAUCAAUGGAUUAAUUGAUAAAUUUGAUCUCUUUUACCUGAUAAUUUUGAAAUGUUUCUUUCUUAUUUUAAAUAUGUUUUGGUCUUCACAAAUUUUCAAUUUGCUUUCAUCACUUUCUCCUUGUAGAGAGAUUUUAGUGAAUUACUUGAUGAAUAUUGUACCAUCUUAUAAUAUUGAUUGUUACUUUCUUUUGUGUUUCUCGUA